Messenger RNA from Enterobius vermicularis (human pinworm), 483 nucleotides. NCBI's taxonomy places the organism in Eukaryota, Metazoa, Nematoda, Chromadorea, Rhabditida, Oxyuridae. The record is from the annotation of a GenBank genome assembly.
CUUGCCGAUAUGUCAGGGUGUUUGGACCAAAUUCAAUGCAACUGCUUCAUCGAUAUGGAAGGGAAAAGAAAUGCGGUGGCCUCAUGUGCUGCUUCAGUCCUAUUUUUUGCUGGAUGGUGGCUCAUGAUUGAUACUGCAGCUGUAUACUCUCCAAAAGAUUGGUCUAACGUUUAUAUCAUAGUUACUAUUUUUGCAACAGUGGCAAUGUUUAUGAUCAAUGCUGUUUCAAAUAGUCAAGUAAGAGGAGAAGCUAUGCAGGAGGGUAUUUUAGGGACGAAAGGUUCUCGACUAUGGCUAAUGUGUGGGUUUGUUCUUUCUUUUGCCUCUUUGGUGGCUGCGAUGUGGAUAAUGCUGGAAGACUACGUGCUUGUUCCAGGCGAUCACGCGAACUGGCCUGGAGUUGUACUGUUUUUGCACAUUUUUCUCAUCUUUGUAGCAUCUUUAGUUUAUAAAUUUGGUCGCACAGAAGAGCUCUGGGGAUAA